Lathyrus sativus (Indian pea) is the source of this 2070-nucleotide messenger RNA. The record is from the annotation of a GenBank genome assembly. NCBI's taxonomy places the organism in Eukaryota, Viridiplantae, Streptophyta, Magnoliopsida, Fabales, Fabaceae.
AUGGAUUUAAACCAAAUCCAAUUCGCUUUGCGUUGUUGCUUACGCUUACGAACAAUUCAAAAUGCUAAAUCACUCCAUUCUUACAUAAUUAAAUCUGGCCAUUUUAAUCACGUUUUUCUCUUAAAUAACAUGAUCUCUGUUUAUGCGAAGUGUUACAGUUUCAAUGAUGCACGUAACCUGUUCGAAGAAAUGCCUCAUAGAAACAUAAUUUCUUGGACAACAAUGGUCUCUGCAUUCACCAAUUCUGGCAGGCCCCGUGAAGCUCUAAUGCUUUAUAACAAGAUGUUAGAAUCCAAAACGGAACAACCUAACCAGUUUUUGUACUCUGCAGUUCUCAAAGCGUGUGGUCUUAUGGGGAAUGUUGAAUUGGGCAAGCUGGUUCAUCACCAUAUAUUUCAAUCUAAGUUGGAUGUUGAUACUGUUCUGAUGAAUGCCCUCUUGGACAUGUACGUCAAAUGUGGGAGUUUGAGAGAAGCUCAACAAGUUUUCUAUGAAAUCCCGUGUAAAAAUGCUACGUCGUGGAACACGCUCAUUCUGGGACAUGCUAAGCAUGGUUUGAUUGGUGAUGCGAUGAAACUGUUCGAUAAAAUGCCGGAACCGGAUAUUGUAUCUUGGAAUAGUAUUAUUGCUGGUCUUGUAGAUAAUGAUAGUCCCCAUGCGUUGCGAUUUGUUUCUAUGAUGCACAUGAAAGGCCUUAAACUGGAUGAAUUCACAUUACCAAAUGCUCUCAAAGCUUGUGGUCUUGGUGGUGAGUUAAUGUUAGGGAGGCAGAUUCAUUGUUAUAUUAUUAAGUUGGGGAUUGAGUCUAGCUGCUAUUGUAUAUCGACAUUGAUUGAUAUGUAUUCGAAUUGCAAGUUUUUGGGAGAAGCAGUGACGAUUUUUGAUCAAUUCUUUGGGAGCUCUUCUGUUUCUGAAAGCUUGGCGCUUUGGAAUUCUAUGCUUUCUGGGUAUGUUUCCAAUGGAGAUUAUGAUGAGGCUCUCAGUAUGAUUUCUCGUAUGCAUCAUUCUGGCGUACUCUUUGAUUUUCAUACCUUUAGUAUUGCUUUAAAGAUAUGCAUUUACUUCGAUAACUCAAGUUUGGCAUCCGAAGUGCACGGAUUGGUCAUCACUAGUGGCUAUGAGUUAGAUUUUGUUGUUGGGAGCAUUCUUAUUGAUCUGUAUUCAAAACGGGGCAAUAUGGACAAUGCAUUAAGGCUGUUUGAGAGGUUGCCGGAUAAAGAUGUUGUGGCUUGGUCUAGUUUGAUUGCCGGUUGUGCUAGCUUCGGUUCAGAUAAGUUAGCUUUUUCCCUUUUCAUGGAUAUGAUUCAUUUGGGUCUUCAAAUUGACCAUUUUGUCAUCUCAAUUGUUCUGAAAGCGUGUUCAAGUAUGGCAUCUCACCAACGUGGCAAACAAGUUCACACUUUAUGUAUUAAGAAUGGGUAUGAAUCAGAGAGAGUAAUUACAACUGCUCUAAUUGAUAUGUAUGCAAAAUGUGGUGACAUUGAGGAUGCCUUAGUGUUGUUUGGUUGUCUGUCAGAAGUGGAUACCAUGAGUUGGACAGGUAUAAUUGUGGGAUGUGCACAAAAUGGAAGAGCUAACGAGGCAAUUAGUCUUCUGCUUAAGAUGAUAGAAUCUGGUACAAAGCCAAACAAAAUCACCAUUCUAGGUGUUCUUACUGCUUGUAGGCAUGCUGGCCUAGUUGAAGAGGCAUGGACUGUGUUUAAUUCUAUUGAAACAAAACAUGGAUUGAUACCAUGCCCAGAACAUUACAAUUGUAUGGUUGAUAUACUUGGUCAAGCUGGACGUUUUGAAGAAGCAGGAAAAUUGAUUAGUGAAAUGCAAUUUAAGCCCGAUAAAAUUUUAUGGUCUUCCUUGCUUGGUGCCUGUGGAGCUUACAAGAACCGACAUCUUGCAAACAUUGUUGCCGAGCAUCUCCUUGCUACCUCACCAGAAGAUGUUUCUGUAUACAUAAUGCUGUCAAAUGUUUAUGCAUCUCUUGGAAUGUGGGAUAGUUUAAGCAAAGUCAGAGAAACUGUCAAAAAAUUAGGCAAAAAAGGAGCUGGAAAAAGCUGGAUUGAAAUCUCAGGUUGA